Messenger RNA from Monodelphis domestica (gray short-tailed opossum), 3704 nucleotides. The record is from RefSeq and is a predicted model, not a curated record. NCBI's taxonomy places the organism in Eukaryota, Metazoa, Chordata, Mammalia, Didelphimorphia, Didelphidae.
UAGCCGGAGGGGACCCCUUCUCUCUGAAGGUUCAGAUAAGCUUGUGGGUGUGGUCGAUACCCGGAGGAAGGGUGGGGAGGUCGUGAAGAAGAAAGAGAAGGACCCCCGAGCACCAUGGCUUUGUUGGAAGCCCGAGUCAGCGCCAGCCCCCAAGAGCAGAAGGCAUCUUCUGCUCCACUCUGCCCUUCAAUCUUCAUGCAGGAUGGAGAGGAAGAAGAGGAAGAACAAGCAGAGACCUACCUGUGUGUGCUGUGGAAUUCUGGAUGCCUGGGCAUAGCCUACUAUGACACUGCUGAUUCCACCAUCUAUUUCUUGCCAGACACUCCUGACUGUGAUAACCUCAAACUUCUCCAGAGAGUUGUGAAUGAAAUCAACCCAAGAUCCAUCAUUACAAGUGCCAAGCAGGAUGAAAGCAUGGCUCAGUUUCUGGGGGGCCUGGUCUCAUCUGACCACAAGGAGCAGGAGACCCCUGAAACUGUACUGUUGCCCAGUGUGGAUUUUGGUCUAGAGAUCAGCAAACAGCGGAUCCUCUCUGGUAACUUUUCCUUCAUGCCAGAAUCCUUGACGUGCACUGAGAAAAUCCUCUUCCUCUCUUCCAUCAUCCCAUUUGAUUGUCCUCUCAUGGUACGAGCCCUUGGAGGGCUGUUCAAGUUUCUGAAUCGGAGAAGAGUCAAUGUGGAACUGGAAGAUAAUAGUGUCAGUGUGCCAAUUCUGGGCUUCAAGAAAUUUGUCUUGACAGAUCUAGUGAGCAUAGACCAGGACACGUAUAGUGUCCUACAAAUAUUUAAGAGUGAGAUCCACCCAUCUGUGUACAAAAUGGCCAGUGGACUGAAGGAAGGACUCAGUCUGUUUGGAAUUCUCAACCGCUGCAGAUCCAAGGGGGGUGAGAAACUGCUCCGGCUGUGGCUGAUGCGGCCAACCCAAGACCUGGAGGAACUGAAUUCCCGUCUGGACGUUAUCCAGUUUUUCCUGCUGCCCCAGAACCUAGAGAUGGCACUGACCCUGCAUGGACUCCUGAGCCACAUCAAGAACGUGCCUCUCAUCCUGAGGCGCAUGCUCCUAUCACACACCAAGGUCAGUGACUGGAGGAUUCUCUACAAGACAGCAUAUAGUGCUCUGGGCCUUAGAGAUACCUGUCGAUCUCUACCUCAGUCCAUUCGGCUUUUCCGGGAUAUUGCCCAGGAAUUUUCUGAUGAUCUCCACCACAUUGCCUGCCUCAUCAAUAAAGUAGUGGACUUGGAAAGCAGUAUUGCUGAAAAUAGAUUCACUGUCCGACCCAACAUUGAUCCUGAUAUUGAUGAGAAGAAAAGGAAGCUGAUGGGACUCCCCAGUUUCCUCACAGAGGUUGCCAGGAAAGAGCUAGAGACUCUGGACAGCCGAAUUCCUUCAUGCUGUGUUCUCUACAUCCCCUUGAUUGGCUUCCUUCUCUCUAUCCCUCGCCUGCCCACUAUGAUAGAUCCAAGUGACUUUGAGAUUGUUGGUCUAGAUUUCAUGUUUUUGUCUGAAGAGAAGCUACACUAUCGAAGUGCCCGUACCAAGGAAUUGGACUCUAUCCUGGGGGACCUUCACUGUGAGAUAAGAGAUGGAGAGACUAUACUGAUGCAUCAGCUGCAGUGCCAGGUGCUGUCCAGGGGGGCAGUGUUGAACCGAGUGAUAGAUCUUGCUUCUCGCCUGGAUGUCCUACUGGCCCUGGCUGGGGCUGCCCGAGAUUAUGGGUAUUCACGGCCCCAGUAUUCCCCUAAAAUCCUUGGGGUGAGAAUACAAGAUGGCAGACACCCACUGAUGGAGCUGUGUUCCCGAACUUUUGUACCAAACUCUACUCAGAGUGGUGAGGAGGGAGGAAGGAUCAAGGUCAUCACAGGACCCAACUCAUCAGGAAAAAGCAUCUACCUUAAACAGAUAGGUCUGAUUACAUUCAUGGCACUAGUGGGGAGCUUUGUGCCAGCAGGCAAGGCUGAGGUUGGAGCUGUGGAUGCCAUUUUCACCCGAAUCCAUAGCAGAGAGUCUGUCUCCCUUGGUCUCUCCACAUUCAUGAUUGAUCUCAACCAGGUGGCAAAAGCUGUGAACAAUGCUACAGAGAGGUCCCUGGUCCUCAUUGAUGAGUUUGGGAAAGGAACUAACACGGUGGAUGGACUGGCACUCCUGGCCUCUGUUCUCAGACAUUGGGUGUCCCAAGGGUCCAGCUGCCCCCAGAUCUUUGUUGCCACCAACUUUCUGAGCCUCAUUCAGCUGCAGCUGCUGCCCCCUGGGUCCCUUGUACAGUAUCUGACCAUGGAGACCUGUGAGGAUGGAAAUGAGCUCAUCUUCUUCUAUCAGGUCCGAGAAGGUGUGGCAAAUGCCAGUCAUGCCUCCCACACAGCAGCCCAGGCUGGACUCCCAGUUAAACUCAUCACUCGUGGAGUGGAGGUCUCAGAGUUGAUCCGAAAUGGAAAACCUAUCAAGCCUGACAAAGGAUUGUUAAAGGAGAAUCAGAUGGAAAAUUGCCAGGCCUUGGUGGAUAAGUUCCUGAAAUUGGAUUUAGAAGAUCCCAAAUUGGACUUGAGCAUUUUCAUGAGUCAGCAAGUUCUACCUACAGCCUCCUCCAUCCUGUGAUCAGCCCUCCUUUCUCCUGGAUAUCAAGUGCUCUUCUAUCCCUUCUCAACUCUGGACUCCCAUGCCCCUAACUCUGGCAUUGUUUCCUGGGGAAGAACUAUGAGCUGGAGAAUAAAAUGGAUAAUUUGUAAAAGGCAUUGCUUUCCUAGACCCUCCGAAAACAAGAGGACAGGCAGGAAUGGAAGCACCCUACUAGAGAAGUAGGCCCUUGUCCCGGAUCCCCCAAAUCCUAGAACAAUAACAAAUUCCUUUUGAUUGGCCAUAUGGAUAACUUGGGAGAGACCUAGCAAUAAAAUAUCACUUCCUAGAGGUCUGAAGAUAAGACAUUGCUGGGAAUCUGUUCAUUGGUGCUUUUGGCUCAAAUCAAACCCAGUAGUUGGUUAUUUGGUAAGUAGGACAGGCAUAUGGUUUAGUGGGGAAAUCUCCAGGCCCCAAAAUGAAGAAAUCUGGGCUCAGGCCCUGGUUCUCUCGCUGACUGUGUAACCAUGAGCCAGUUGUUCCCUUCUCCAUACCUCAGUUUCUUUAUCUGUAAAUGAUUUCUUAGGUUCAUUCCAACUCCAAUAUUCUGUAAUUCUAUGAGAUCCUUCCAAUUCUAAAGCAGAAUGGCCCCCAAAGAAACAGAAAGCUACAAGGGAGGGCAGACCACCCGACAGGAUCCUGGAGCACUGAGCUUCUUCCUUUGGGUGAGCUUCAGGGGAUGCGUGCCAUAGAGAGAGAGCAGGAUGCUCUGUGGCAGGGGCUGGAGCUUCUGGAAAAGAGCCAAGCCUGGUACAGAGGGAGUCUAAAGGAGGCUCAAAGGUGGCAGCUGCAUCUGGGAACACUCGGUGAGAACCAUCGAAGACAUCAAGAACAUACACGGGUGGCCCAGCUUUCCCAGGGAGAAGAAGCUAUUCAGUUAGAGCAGAUGAGAAGGCAGAGGGGUCCUACCCUAGUCUAAGGCCCUCCUCCAUCCCUUCUAGGACUUAAGGUCCCUACUUUGCUUUCUGAGAAGACAGAUGGCUGGAAACCCACUACUUCCUCUAUCCCAGAAUCUUGUCCAAGUUUAAAUGACUGUAAUCCUACAUCUCAGGCCUCACAUGGGAAAGAAAAAUAAAGUUUCUUCCUAAACCCUC